AUGGACGACUCCGGCUGCGCAAAGGUUCUCGACGUUGGGGUUGAUUGGGAGCUCGAGUCGGGCGCUUCUACUCCUCGGUCCGAUACUUCUUCGAGUUCGCAGGACAGCGUGUUUUCGAAGCCGAGGACGCCUGUGUCUCCUGCCGAUACCGAGAUGUCUUUUUCGAGUCUUGAUCCCGAUGACGAGAAACAUCCCGACAGCUCAACUAAAUCAAAGGCCAUAAACAUUCCCAACUACCCCAACCACAUCGUCGCCGGAUCAAUGCUGUGCUCACCCGGACAGCUCAAAGUGUGGCGCGACACCCUCGAGCAAGCAAGAAAGACAGGAGAGUUUCCCAACACCACAUCCUCAGUCGAAGAUCCCAAAAACAUCGUUGAAGACUAUCAACACCUCCAGCGCCUUCGAGAUGCCCGUGGCAACCCUUCCCUUCCACCACCCGAAAAGUACCUCAUGGUGAAGGCCGACAUCGCUUGUCGCAUCAAGGCUCGCGAUGAAGCCGAAGCAAGCUCACCCAACUUCGAACGUGUGGGUGGCCGAGUGCAAGGCUGGAUGAACGCAAUCAACCAAGAAACCCGCAUGUUGGAGAUCACGCAGGCGGCGCUCCAGAGAAGAGGUAUCAGCAACCCGACGCAAGAUGACUACGACACCAUCGCGGAUGAGUUCAUGCAGAUCGCGGAGCGGACGCUGCUUGACGUCGCCAAUCCUCUGCGGAUGAAUGCUUCUCGGAUGGAGGGCAGCAUCAGUCGCUUUGAUGGCCAGCUGAAUGGAAUGGGUGCUCAGCUGGAUGGGCUGUCAUCUCUGAACGACAGCAUGAGCCAUUCCAUGAGUACUCAGCUGGAUGGGCUGUCAUCUCUGAACGACAGCAUGAGCCAUUCCAUGAGUACUCAGCUGGAUGGGCUGUCAUCUCUGAACGACAGCAUGAGCCAUUCCAUGACCACUCACCUGGAUGCCCUCAACACUAUGCUGUCUGCCCAGAGCAGCACCUUUAAUGGCUCCGUCACCAUGCUCAACACAGCUCUUGCUCUGAGCGUCCCAUUAGCGAGAAGGAAGCGCCGAAAGGUUGAGAAGAAGACGACUCUGGACACAUUUAACGGCACGGACAUCCCAGCUUCUAAACCUCGCAAACUCAUGAGCACAACCAUUCCGGAGGUGGCUGAAAUGCCCUGGGCCCCGCCGGGCUCGGACGCUUCAGACUCCAAACCUCGCAAGCUCACCCAGGCAGCCAUUCCGAAGGUGGCCGAAGUGCCCAAGGACUGGGCCCAGCCGUCUGAGACCUUCGAGGGGCAGAUCCUUUGGAGCUCUGAGCUCCCGACCCAGGAGCAAAUCGGAAAGCUCCACGGCCGCGGCACUGGCCAUGAUCUCACGAGCUGGAAAGAACAUCGUCUGCUCGAGAGGCUCCUAGUCUCCAUUGACUUCGAGGCUAGGUCAGAGGGCCUCGAACUCCCAUGGGCCAAGAUUGCCCACCAUCUGAACCCGGGCUCCGGGCCCCAGGCCGUCCAACAAUUCCUGGACCGGACCUACAACAGCCUUCUUGACGAAGGUCAUGUUGUCCCCCCACCGUAUCGGAAAUACCAGUCGUUCCCCCCCAAGAUCCGGGGAUACGCUCGGGAUGAUACGGUGGAGGGUGGGGUCCGGCCUGUUCCUUACUGGGAGGCCUAUCAAAACCCGGCUGUGCCCAAGUAG
This is a messenger RNA of Colletotrichum karsti, 1683 nucleotides long. RefSeq lists its product as uncharacterized. Bases 1 to 1683 code for a protein of 560 amino acids. The record is from RefSeq and is a predicted model, not a curated record. The transcript is spliced from 3 exons. Lineage: Eukaryota; Fungi; Ascomycota; Sordariomycetes; Glomerellales; Glomerellaceae.